AUGCCAAUUGAACUUAUCCUUUCCCCUCUAAUGAGACCUGUGGUCUUAGCUAAAUCUAUUUUAUUUAGUCCUCACAGACGAGCAUCUCGGUAUAUUCCUACAAUCAUUGAUUUACCAGAAGAAAAUAUUUCCCAAUACGCUGUAUUGAGAAGAUUUGGAUCUGGAUCCAAGAUAUUUGAUGUUUACGAUACUGACAAUGGUAAUGAGCCACUUGGUCCUAGCGACCCAUCGAAAAAGCUUUUCUGGUUUGUUAGAUCAAGGGCCGUUAAAGGAGCAUACAGAAUGUAUUCAUCUGCAAUAACUGGUACUGGGGAAAAUGGUGAAGAUGAACCUGUUGCUGCCAUCAGAGCUGGUUUGAGAUCAAAUGUCUUGUUAAUUAGAGCACCUGAAGCACCUGCCGCUGAAUUAGGUUGGCAUAUUAUUGGGCAUAAAGUCGAUGCCAUCGACAGUUAUAGAAUGUUUACUUUAGCGGAUGGAGCCACCUAUCAAUGGACUAGCAAAGGUAUGUGGCUAGAAAAAGUUCACAACCAAGGAGAAAAGGAAUCCGAAGUUAGAGAAAGAAUCGCUCAAGUCAUCCCAAAUGGAGGCAACGGUUUCACUUUGAAAGUCAACGAAGCCAAAAUCCCAAGAGAAAUGGCCCUUGGUAGUGCAUUAUGCUCUCAUAUUGACCAAUGGAAUACAAACAUUCUGGUUGGUGGUAUUUACUAUGCAAGGCAACCAAAUCAAGUUCGUUGGAAAAGAGAUUAG
Molecule: messenger RNA, 747 nt
Organism: Debaryomyces hansenii CBS767
Lineage: Eukaryota; Fungi; Ascomycota; Pichiomycetes; Serinales; Debaryomycetaceae
Exons: 1
Coding region: 1-747 (248 amino acids)
Source: RefSeq, a predicted model, not a curated record